AUGCCGAAUACUUUUCAGGGGAUUGUACAGUCCAUCAUCACAAUCCCCAAUAAUCCUAGAAAAAAAGCUACAACGCUUCAUGAAGCAAAUGGAAAAGAAUUGAUUUUAACCUUCAUGGGCAGGCAAUGCAUGAACCAGCAUGCUACUGGCGAUACAACAGAUAACAAGAAGACAAAGAAAAAAUUUCAUCGUUUUUGUAAGAACAGACUGAUUUUUAAGAAAUAA
Molecule: messenger RNA, 225 nt
Organism: Acaulospora morrowiae
Lineage: Eukaryota; Fungi; Glomeromycota; Glomeromycetes; Diversisporales; Acaulosporaceae
Source: the annotation of a GenBank genome assembly